Messenger RNA from Tarenaya hassleriana, 939 nucleotides. RefSeq names its product peroxidase 44-like. The transcript has 3 exons. Bases 1 to 939 code for a protein of 312 amino acids. Gene Ontology annotation, biological process: response to oxidative stress; hydrogen peroxide catabolic process. Lineage: Eukaryota; Viridiplantae; Streptophyta; Magnoliopsida; Brassicales; Cleomaceae. Gene Ontology annotation, molecular function: heme binding; peroxidase activity. Gene Ontology annotation, cellular component: plasmodesma; plant-type cell wall. The record is from RefSeq and is a predicted model, not a curated record.
AUGAGGGCAAUAGCGGUGACGUUUUUCCUCUUCUGCUUCGUAUUUCCGGCUGCUUUAGCGCAGCUCAAGUUCGGAUUCUACAGCCGGUCGUGCCCUCAUGCCGAGUCCAUAGUCGCCAAUGUCGUCGCCAAACACUUCCGCCGUGACCGGUCCAUCGCCGCCGAUCUUGUUCGCAUGCAUUUUCACGAUUGCUUUGUCAAGGGUUGUGACGCUUCGCUGCUCAUCGACCCGAAACCCGGAAGGCCGUCCGAGAAGAACGCAGGGCCAAACGCAAGCGUGGACGGAUACGAAAUCAUCGAUGAGGCCAAGAAACAGCUCGAGGCUCACUGUCCUCACACCGUCUCGUGUGCUGACGUCGUCACUCUGGCCACGAGAGACGCGGUUACCUUAGCAGGAGGUCUGAGGUAUGCUGUGCCUACUGGAAGACGUGACAGCCUGAGGUCGAACCCUGCUGACGUCAACUUGCCCGGACCCACCAUUCCAGUGACGGACGCCAUUCAGGCCUUUGGGGCUGUAGGGCUCAAUCUCUUUGAUAUGGUUACUCUCGUUAUUGGUGGGCACACCAUCGGUGUUAUCCAUUGUAGUCUCAUCCAAGACAGAAUCGCAGACCCUGCCAUGGAACGCACAUUGAAUGCUAAGUUGAGGAACCAAUGCCGUGCCCCUAACGAUCCAACGGUGUUCUUGGACCAGAGGACCUCAUUCAAAGUGGACAACGGCUUGUGUUUGGAAGUUCUGAGACAGAGAGGAGUCUUAAGGAUUGAUCAGAGCCUCGGUCUUGACGGAAGGACCCGAGGGAUCAUCAUGAGUUAUGCCAAAGACAAUGCCCUCUUCAAUCGUAAAUUCGCUCAGGCCCUCGUGAAGAUGGGGACCAGAAGGUUCCUCUCUGGUCGUGCCGGUGAGAUCAGGAAGAACUGCAGAGUCUUCAACAACGGCCACUGA